AUGUCCAGCAAAUUGAAAAUACUUGUUCCCGUCAAAAGGGUUAUUGAUUAUGCCAUAAAACCAAGAAUCAAUAAGACAAACACGGGAAUCGAGACCAAGGGUGUUAAAUUCAGUAUAAACCCAUUUUGUGAUAUUGCUUUGGAGGAGUCGAUUCGUCUCAAGGAAAGGACCCCUGAGUUGGUCGAGAACAUACAUGCUGUGUCAAUUGGACCAACAAAAGCUCAGGAUAUUCUAAGAACUGCAUUAGCUAAAGGUGCCGAUACCUCGACCUUAAUUGAUGUGGGUGAAGAAACAGUGGAACCAUUACAAGUGGCCAAGUUGUUGAAGAAAGUCGUGGAGGAUAAAAAGUCAAAUUUGGUAGUAUUGGGAAAGCAAGCCAUAGACGAUGACUCGAACCAAACGGGACAAAUGCUUGCCGGGCUAUUAAAUUGGCCACAAGCGACGAAUGCGUCGAAAGUUGAGGUCAAAGGAGACGAGGUCUUUGUGACCCGGGAGAUUGACGGUGGUGCCGAUGUGUUGAAGGCAAGAUUACCAAUGGUUAUCACAGUAGAUUUGAGGUUGAAUGAGCCUAGAUAUGCCAGUUUGCCAAAUAUAAUGAAGGCUAAGAAGAAGCUGUUGGAGAAAUUAAAGUUGAAGGACUUGGGACUUGAUUCAGUCGACAACAGGUUGGAAGUGGUGAAAGUUGAAGAGCCACCGGCAAGGCAAGCUGGUGUUAAAGUUGAGAAUGUUGCCCAAUUGAUAGAAAAGUUGAAGGAGUUGAAGGCUUUGUAG
Lodderomyces theae is the source of this 771-nucleotide messenger RNA. RefSeq lists its product as uncharacterized. The record is from RefSeq and is a predicted model, not a curated record. Gene Ontology annotation, cellular component: cytosol. The coding region runs from base 1 to 771 and encodes 256 amino acids. NCBI's taxonomy places the organism in Eukaryota, Fungi, Ascomycota, Pichiomycetes, Serinales, Debaryomycetaceae. The transcript has a single exon. Gene Ontology annotation, molecular function: electron transfer activity.